UUAUAAAUAUUUCUGCAUAUCGAUCUGUUUCUAUCCAUCCUAUGUUUUGUUGUUUCUAUAUAUAGGUAAAUAUAUAUUUCGAGUUUUACGUCCGGUUCCCAAGCCGUUAAGCAUUGUUCCUCCGAACACUAGGCGAAGUGUGUCUACACCGGGUCUCGAACCUAGACCACCCCAUAUCCCUAAGCUCAAGUAGGUAAAUCAGUGCGCCAUAACGGAGCAAGUUUGAUCCGUCUACAAGUCGAUGCAGAUAAGAUGCGCGAAUGAAGAAGGACCUAGAACUGUGCAGUUAAAGGCUAAAAGCAUUGAUGUCAAAAACUGCACAGAUAUAGCCUGAUGAUAAUCAUAUAGAAAAACCGAACGUGUCAAUAUGCUGUUGCCUGCUCUCAUGGUGAUGGUAAUGUGGCUAUCGGAUUGAUUGUUUGAUCCACGGCAGCAAGCGUGAUGCGAUCGAUCGGGCCGAUCUUUUCCUUCGUAUUAUGUGCAGCGUCUCCAAGCAGCUCUCUUGCGUUCUGUAGCAGUUUCGUGCGCUUACAAGUUCAUUCCUAAAACAUCAAAGAUAUACGAUUCGACGACGACGACGACGACGACGGCGACGGCGACGGCGACGGCGACGACGGCGGCGGCGGCGGGAACGGCAACAACAGCAGCAAUAGUUCUGAGGGGUCCGCCCCGCCCGUAUCAUGUAAACCUGGCACAGAUCAUCAAAAUCUUCCAUUUGUCAUCUGUUUAACGCGCACAUAUAUUACAAAUGGUCAGCUAACGAGCCUUAAAUAUAUGUCAGAAGUUUGGUACUAGUAUAGAAAAUAGCGCCACUGAACGACAGUAGGAAUUUAUCACGGUCGGAAAUACCAGACAAGCGACAAGUGUUCGUUAUAGUGAAAAGUGAGCAAAUAGUGACUUUACCGGUGCCGGUACUGAGCGGUGGUUCCACAGAGCAACAACAACGACUUUAUGCGACAGUUAUUGGAGCGUCGAAGACUACAUCCCGUUGGGCCCACGUUCGUCGGCCCCUUAGCGUCUAACGUUUGACCGGCUUUCCUGGCGUUUUGCUAUUACCAGUCAGCAUCGGCCAGUAAAUCGUUUCUGCGAUCGAAACUGAUCCCGUGGUCAAUUCUGACCGUUGUGGCAACGUCAUUAGCUAAACUGCCAUCGCUAGAGCUGAACCAACAUGAGCUUUUAGCUAUCCAGUAAACAAGUGAAGCGGUACUUCUUUAGCAUCCCUAGAUUCCGCCCUUGCUUUGCAGUUUGAUAUUUAUACUUUGCCUACAUUCUGCUGUACUAAGCAACUGCAGCAUGGUUGCUCACUAACCUCAUCGGGCGUCCGACCCCCCGUGGGAAGUGUACAGACAGACCGGUUGAACUUCACGUUUACUUCGAGCUUGGAGUUGGAAACAAAGCGCUUAUAACGGAGAAACGAGCGCGCUUAAUGCGAAAAGUUUUCACUAGUGGACUUUUAUGGCGUUCGUUUUACAAAAAUGAAGUGGAACAUGACAGUGUCCUUACUCGCGAUGCUAGUCCUGAUGAUGGCAGUACUGCCAUUGGCUCAUUGUCAGCACAUCGCCCCCGAGGAGCUCGAUCAGGCGUUCGCUCAGGCCGCCGCAGAUCUUGCCGAGAACACACGGCUACAACAGAGAGCUGUCGAUCUCGGCAAAAUCGUCAGUGAUAUGGAAGCCUCAGCAUCACGUAAACAUCAACGGACGACGUAUGCCGCUAAACGGGCUAAGGCCACCAUCGAUCAGGGUUUCCUCUUCAACGCCGCUACGCUUGCUUUGUUAAAAAGUGGUCAUUUCGCCCGUGAGGAUGUUGGCGGCCUGAGUUCGCUGUCACUUGACCAUUCGUUAUUGGCUAAGCAGGCUCAGGACAAGUGUAAUGCCGAACAGGACAUUGCGAUCUGUCAAAAACAGGCGUUCCAGACCCACGAUGGCACCUGCAACAACCUCCUUAAUCCCCAGUGGGGUAUGGCUAACGCCUGUCAACUCCGGUUACUUGAACCCGCGUAUGAAGACGGUGUCAGCCUGCCUCGCCGUUUCAUGAGUAACGGUGAUGAACUUCCAAAUCCCCGUUUUAUUUCUGAAAAACUGCUUGAAAUCUUAGGCGAGGAGGAUCUCGACCCUCAAUAUACUCAUCAGAUUCAAGGCUUUGGACAGUUCCUUGAUCAUGAUAUGAUUCUCACCCCUACGGCCCGUAUCGGAUCUAACGGAUCUAUGCCCCAGUGCUGCCCUUUCGAUACCAACCAGAUUUCGCAAUGUUUUCCCAUCUAUAUUCGUCCCGGGGAUCGUUUCUUUAGUAAAGUGUCGAGCAAAUGUAUGAACGUCGUUCGUUCUGGACCUUGUCCCACCUGUACUCUAGGCUACCGUCAACAAAUUAACGCUGAAACGUCAUACAUUGACCUAUCGAAUGUGUAUGGUCUCAACGAUACGCAGAACCGUCAAUUGCGCAACCUUGACGGUAGUGGUGAGUUAACUUCGCAGGGAAUAGGCCUUCUGCCGCCUACUGAGACACCUAUUAACGAUGGUUGCUCGGAUCUGCAGACAAACCGUUUGUGCUUCCGAGGUGGCGAUAUUCGGGUCAACCAGCAGAUUGGGAUAACCUCGCAGACGACAACGUGGCAUCGUCAACACAAUUAUAUUGUUCGUCGCCUUCGGGCCAGACAUCCCCAUUGGGAUGAGGAGAUCUUGUAUUUCACUGCUCGUCGAAUCGUUAUCGCCCAGAUGCAGAUGGUGACGUACAACGAGUUCCUGCCUAAGGUCAUUGGUAAGGAGUACAUGCGUAAGUAUGCUCUUGACUAUACGGGGCCGACCAAGUAUAACCCAGACAUCAACCCUGGAAUUAUAAAUGAGUGGGGAGUCGCAGCUUACCGUUACGGUCAUGCAACCAUUCGUAAUUCGUUCUGGGCCGUCGAUUUGAAAGGCCGCCUCGAGCGCGAGAUUCCUAUGCGUGACUCGUUUAACCGGGUCCUCAAUUUCUACAACCCACUUGAAAACGAUAAGAUCAUGCUUGGCUUUUCGGUGCAACCAAUGAAAAAGUUUGGGCCUUCGUUUGUGACUGGAGUCACCAACGACCUUUAUCGUCCGCUUAACGUGUCUUUUGGCAUGGACCUGCCAGCCAUCAACGUCCAACGAGGUCGUGAUCACGGUAUUCCUGGCUAUACCAACUAUGUGAAGCUUUGUUCAGGACUCAAUGUGCAUUCGUGGGAGGACCUAGCGCCAAUUUUCAAGCCGAAGUGCGCUGUGGCUCUUCGAGAUCUUUACGCCGCCCCUCAAGAUGUUGAUCUUUUCAUUGGAGGAAUCUGCGAAACGCCUCUCCCCGGUGCCAUUGUCGGUCCCACGUUUGGAUGCAUCAUCGGUACACAGUUCCACAAUGCUCGAUAUGGAGAUCGUUUUUUCUUUACACACGAAGGCGAGCACACUUCAUUAACGCCUGAGCAGCAGCGCGCGAUUCUCGAAUCGACACUCUAUGCCAAAAUCAUCUGUGAUACCUCUGAGGGCAUCAAAAACAUACACGAGGACGUGUUCACGCAGAUUUCGGAACACAACCCGAUCAAUCCAUGCAGUAGCUACCCUAGCAUCGACCUGACACCGUGGGACUAAACUAUAGACUCUGCGCCACGCUUCAUAGUGUUUCGUUCCCGUUCCGAAACCCAGAGGUUAAUGAAUAGAUGUAGAAGGAAAACUGAACACAUUCAUAUAAACCCGACCAACCAAAAAAUAAAAUAAUCGAGCGUACGUUAAGCGCGCAACCAACCAUGUGAACACCUUCCGCAAGGCCAUAUAAUACGACGGGCCGAUAGGACUAGCCAAUUAAACACCAGCCUGACGCUCAUACAAACAGUGAUAGAUUUCAUUGUGAUUGAUGCGUUGCCUCGGCGUAACGGUUCGAGCUACGAAUCAAUUUCGAGAUGUCGCCAAUUAUUUUUUGUUAUUACUUUUUGACGUCAUGGGCGCUUUGCUUAGCAACGAUUUGCCUGUUGUUCUAGGUCAGCCUGUGAUGGCCGUCUAGGGGUCGUACACCUGUUGUUACCUCGAUUGUUAUCGAUCCGGUUAGCUGAUGCUGGAGAAACUGCUUACGAAUUGUCAGUGUCUUAUUCAACCUAUUUUUGGUCUAACGGUAGUAUGUUACAGUAACAGCAACUAAUGAUGUUAAAAUAUUCAUGAGUGGGGCCAAAGCUGCGCCUAGGUAGGUAAAGCAGGGGGAUCUAAAUGACGUCAGCAUUAGCGGUAACGACGGUAACAAAGACGCUGAAGAACGACAAAAUAAUGAUUGACAUUGGUGCCGACGAAUCUCUAUAUAAUUAGGCAUCUGCUAUUUAAUCGCAUCGAUAUGUAGGUCAAUUUCAUGAUCGGGCCGAAAGCUAUUUUCGCUCAUCGAAGUACAUAUAAAAAAGCACCAAGCAUCUAUUUGGCUAAGACACUGCUGAAAGCUUGUUAGGAAACAUGGCGGCCGUUGCUAAGUGCAGAUUUAGGCUAAUGAGAAAGCCAGCAUUAGUAAAAGUAUUGACAAAUGUAUUGAUUGAAAGCGAAUUGUUUAGGGAUAAAAUAAGCAAUCACUUGAAAUGAACGGCACCCAACACCGCAUCGACCUGAUCGACAAAGUCCAAAUCAUCAGGUGCUUUGGAUAAAUCUUAACAUCCUCAACCAUUCCUUUUGUGCUGCCCUGUGACCAGCAGCCAUCUUUUUGUAGCUCGUUACUUCGAUUUGAAGUUUGCCUUCUUUCUUGUUCCAUACGAUACUGGCUCUAUAGAACCCGGAUUUGUGUUAUAUAUUAAAACAUCUAUCGAUAACGGCAUAAAAAAGAGCGUUCAAAACACGAUUCAAUCGGCGGACAACAUACAAAAGCAAUUGGCCGAGGAGCAAAAAAUUGAAGUGAUCAGUCGGUACCGUUUGUCUUCGUGUGUAUAUAUAUUUUAUUAGUAUGACGAUAAACAUGAGGGCUAAGUAGAUGUUGACCUGUUACCGUCAAAAUAUUAUAUUGCGAUGAACCUGAAUAACGGUGCCGUUACAAACAGCGAGGCACAACAAAAUACAAUUGCAUAGUAAAGAAGAAAUGAGAUCAAGACGGAUACCCCCCUUCUUUGAACGCUAAGUUGAUAAUAUAGUGUGGGGGUUGAAUCCGAAUUGUGCCAGCACAAAGAUAAGGACAAUGAAGUAUCGAAUGUGGUUGACUGACAAAAAACCUAUGAGAUGAGAACGAGUCGAGCUGACGUUAAUAUUCAGUAUAAUAAUAAUAAUAAUAAUAACAUUAAUAAUAAUAAUAAUAAUAACGAUGUUGAAGACUGAUGGUGGUUGUAAUGAAACAUUAUUUAUGAAAAAAAGGACGAAAAAUAUUCUAUAAUAAAAUUACUAGAUAAAGUCGA
Varroa destructor (honeybee mite) is the source of this 5353-nucleotide messenger RNA. Its product is annotated as peroxidase-like. The record is from RefSeq and is a predicted model, not a curated record. NCBI's taxonomy places the organism in Eukaryota, Metazoa, Arthropoda, Arachnida, Mesostigmata, Varroidae. Gene Ontology annotation, molecular function: heme binding; peroxidase activity. Gene Ontology annotation, biological process: response to oxidative stress.